Molecule: messenger RNA, 1029 nt
Organism: Dichotomopilus funicola
Lineage: Eukaryota; Fungi; Ascomycota; Sordariomycetes; Sordariales; Chaetomiaceae
Product: ribonuclease III domain-containing protein
Exons: 1
Coding region: 1-1029 (342 amino acids)
Biological process (GO): RNA processing
Molecular function (GO): ribonuclease III activity
Source: RefSeq, a predicted model, not a curated record
AUGCCGAAACGCUCUCACGGGGAGGCCACGGCGACGUCGCCGUCGGCGCCAGCGAUAAUAUCAGCCACCGCGUCUACUCCCUCAGAACCCGCGCCAAAACGAAGCAAACCCUCCACCACCACCACUCCAUCACCUCAAAUACCCCCUUGGACCAUCUUCACAAAAUGGACCUCAUCCACCAUCACCAACACCCGCCCACCGCUUCCCACCGUCCUCAACCCCGCCCUCGAGACAGCAGCACUCACUCACUCAGGAAUGCGCAAGAACCUCUCCGACCCGAGCUACGAACAGCUGGAAUGGAUCGGCGACGUGUACCUGGAACUGAUCGCGUCAGAGUUGAUCGUGCAGACCUUUCCGACCCUUGACCCAGGUCGGUCAUCUCACUACCGCGAAAUGCUGGUACGCAACGCGACCCUCGGCCAGUUCUCGGUGCACUACGGGCUUGACCGACGAGCCAACUUUCCCGCUGAGUUUGGGCUCGGCGGUCGCCCCAAUGGCACCAAGGCAAGCGACAAGCAACGCAUAAAGGCCCUCGGGGACAUCUUUGAGGCCUAUGUUGGCGCCAUCGUCCGCUCCGACCCAGAGCAUGGCUUGCGCCGCGCCGCUGACUGGCUCAAGGCCCUUUGGGGUCCGGUACUAGAGCAUCAUGUGCGCGAAGAGGAAACUGGUUCGCGCGUGUCAGACCGGGAGUUGAAUCCCAAAACGCAGCUCGAACAACUCAUUGGUGGGCCGGGCGUCAAGCUUGAGUACCGGGACCUACCCUCGGGUGGCAAGAGGGAUCGCGAUACCAAACAGGAACUUUUCUUCGUAGGCUGUUUUCUGACCGGAUGGGGAGAAACGGGGUUGCAAUUGGGGUAUGGCGGCGCGCUUGGGAAGAAGGAGGCCGGCCAGAAGGCGGCGGUUAAGGCAAUGGAGAAUAAGAAACUGAUCAAGAAGUUUUCAGAGAAGAAGAAAAUAUUCCUUGCUGCUCGGGCGGCACAGGCGGAAAAGGUCGAGAAACCAACGACCGGUUCCGUUACAUCAUCUUGA